GCAGAGACUUCCUGUUUUGCCCACUGGUAUCUCUCUGCCCUUUUCUCAGUCUCCCAGGAGCCACCCCAGACCAGCCCCUGGAUCUGGAAGGGGGCACGAACACCUAGCCAUCUCAGCAUCCAGGAGAGCCACCAUGACCAGGGCCUUGGAAGAGGCUCUUCUUCAGCACUUCAUACAUCAGAAGCUGGAGAUCGCUUAUGCCAUCAACAAGCCAUUUCCCUUCUUCGAAGGCCUCCGAGACAACUCCUUCAUCACUGAGAGACUGUACAGGGAAUCUAUGGAAGCCUGGGAAAAUCUGGUCCCUUUAUGCAGAGUUGUGUACAACAUUCUUACCCAACUGGAGAAGACAUUUAGUCUAUCAUUUCUGAAGAUAUUGUUCAGCCAAAUUAACCUGAAAGAAUACCCCAACCUGAUAACGACUCUCAGUAGCUUCACAAGAGUCGUCACUUCCCAUGGAGGCUGGAGCAGAAAUACAACCAUCCCUCUUGAAGCCCCAGCCAACCCAGCAGGAAAGAGCUCCUCGAGGACCCUGCUAUUGCCGCGUCUCCCCUGCCGAUAUCCCCUACGGAGCCUCCCACCCUGUGCACCCAGUGUCAGCAAGCCCAGAGCACCCGCCCAGCACAGCUCUGAGGUCCUGCGUGAGAUGCCCAGCCCCACCGGCCUCACCGUGGCUCUCCAGGGAACCGUCCAGGAAGGAAGGCUCCAUCCAGUGUCCAGUGACAACCUGAUCCCUCAAAUAAAAGAUAAAGAAGACGCUCAAGAGAUGCCUUGCACUUCCUCAGACCCUGUGCCAGUGAGAAGAGAUGAUGUCCCUGAACCAAGUGACCCAAAGGAGCUCCAGGAGGCAUCCAGGACACUCCCCAGCAAGAAAGGAAAGAAAAGAAAAAGAUGCAUCUGGGCCACCUCAAAGAAGAGACAGCAGAAAAAAAGCCACCACGGAAGUAAGAUGAGAGCACAAGAAGGGGCUGGAGGCCAGAGACAGCUCAUCCUUGUUGGCCAAGGGGCAGCCUUACCUGGGCAUGGGAUCCAAAAGACACUCCAAGGACUGGAUCAGGUGACUCACACAGAGGACGACUCAACCAGGAAUACAAAGGUUGUGACAAGGGCACAAAAGAGGACAGAAUGUGCCCAGAUGCCUAAAUCAGAGGAGAUCAGUGAUAAUACUUCAGAAAUGGAUGAAGGGAAGAGACCCCAGGAGCCACCCAGCGCACCACCAAGAAUCACCCAUGGCAAAGAAAAGAAGAGAAAAAUAUAUAACUGGUCAAGUUCAAAAAAAAGACAGAAAAAAUGUCUCUCAAAAGGAGCAGCCUCAUCAGGGCUCAGAAUCCAAGAGACUCAAAAGAAGGACAACUCAACCAGAAAUUCAAAGGUCAUGACGAGAGCCCAAAAGGCACAGGCUGAAGGUGCCCGAAAGCCUGCACAAAAGGAUAAAGCUGGUGGUGGCACUGGUCACCUGAAGGCUCAGCGCGGGAGGGUCUCUCGUGGAGCCCGCACAGAAAAACCCAAAGAUGAAACUUUUGAUUUUCACUCUCCUGAACUCCCUGUGACCUGUGGGGAAGCAAAGGGGAUUUUAUAUAAGGAGAAAAUGAAGCAAGGAUCCUCAGAGAAGUGUAUUCAGAAUGAGAAGGGAGUUUGGUUCACACCAAAUGAAUUUGAAAUUGAAGGAAAGCGGAAACGUUCUAAGAACUGGAAGCGGAGUGUGUUUUGUGGAGGAAACAGCCUAGAAAAGCUGCUGCAGAAAGGAAUUUUGAUCUGUCCUUCAAGAAAACAUCUCAAGACAGAGGGGAAGUCGGCUGCAGCUACGAUCUUGUCUGCAGAGACUGUGUGUGAUAGCAAAGCUGUCAAGGUACCCCAGGAUAGCCAGCAGGAAAACUCCAAGGAAUGUGAGGUGUGCUGUAAAGGGGGCUCGCUUCUCCGCUGUGACACUUGCCCACGAUUCUUUCACGAGGACUGCCACAUCCCACCCUCGGAGGCUGAGAGGAGCCCAUGGAGUUGCACCUUCUGCAGAAUAAAGGAGUCUUCAGGAAACAAGCAGGGUCUCCAGGAAUCUGAGGUUCGGGCAAGGUCCAUGCAGCCGGAGGAGCAGCUGAAAUGUGAGUUUCUCCUCUUGAAAGCCUACUGUCAUCCACAAAGCUCAUUCUUUGCGGAGACCCCAUGUAAUAUUCGAGAUUAUGGCGAGCCCUUUAGGGAAGCCAUGUGGUUGGACCUGGUUAAAGAAAGGCUGACUGAGAAAGUGUACACAAUGGCUUGGUUUUUACGGGACAUGCGCCUGAUAUUUCACAACCAUAAAACAUUUUUCAAGGCUUCCGACUUUGGUCAAGUAGGACUGGAUUUAGAGGCAGAAUUUGAAAAGGACCUCAAAGAACUGCUUAUUUGUCAUGAAGCCAGUGAGAACAGCUUUCAGGCUCGUCCUUGA
Molecule: messenger RNA, 2416 nt
Organism: Budorcas taxicolor (takin)
Lineage: Eukaryota; Metazoa; Chordata; Mammalia; Artiodactyla; Bovidae
Gene: SP110
Product: SP110 nuclear body protein
Exons: 20
Coding region: 134-2416 (760 amino acids)
Biological process (GO): regulation of transcription by RNA polymerase II
Cellular component (GO): nucleus
Molecular function (GO): DNA-binding transcription factor activity, RNA polymerase II-specific; protein binding; DNA binding
Source: RefSeq, a predicted model, not a curated record